Molecule: messenger RNA, 595 nt
Organism: Lingula anatina
Lineage: Eukaryota; Metazoa; Brachiopoda; Lingulata; Lingulida; Lingulidae
Product: N-acetylglucosamine-1-phosphodiester alpha-N-acetylglucosaminidase
Biological process (GO): secretion of lysosomal enzymes
Source: RefSeq, a predicted model, not a curated record
AAUGCCCUUAUGGGUUUUUCGGAGAGUCAUGUAAGAGCUUGUGUUACUGUGAGGACAGUUGCUCCUGUAACCACAUAAAUGGGGAGUGCAAUAUUACAGCUGAUGUGGAUGCUGACUUAUUACAAGUUGGAACCUGUCUUGCUGAAUCUCGUAUUCGAAGGGAACAUUUAGUGAAAGAUCAGUCAGAGCAGCUGAGUCAGCUUCUGCUUAGCGUAGUCAUCCUUUCCAUCCUAGCUGCCACCAGCAUCGUCAUCAACAUAUCUCAGGUUUGCUUUUAUGCAGUAUGCAAAAAGACUAAGACUUAUAAAUACCAUAAGCUUAGGCGUAUACCCAAAGACUACUACAUGGACAGUGAGGAUGGGGAUGAUGAGGAAGAGGAGGUUGAGGAGGAUGAGGAUGAGGAACUGGAUGAGAGUGUCACAGAGACUUCUUUUUUAACUGGAGGUUCAAAGUUCAAUCAUAAUCCCAAGUCAUGAAAGCCAGUUUCAAAGAUUCAGAUUGAGAGGAGGAAAAAAAAAGUUCAGUUCAGAAUCCAUUGCAAUCUGCUGUUUCAUUGAGAUUGACUUUUUCUUUUCCAUGUAAUUUUUAUAAUUUU